AUGACGUCAACGCAACAGUCACCGUUUCCUUUACGGGUUCUUUCCGCAGUGUUUUACGGAGUUGUUUCUGUGCUGAUUGUGUUUGUUAACAAGAUUCUACUUACUAACUAUAAAUUUCCAUCGUUUCUGUUCGUUGGAGUUGGUCAGAUGAUGGCUACAAUUCUCAUCCUCUUCCUUGCCAAACUUUUCCGAAUCGUGCAAUUUCCAUCUCUCGAUUCAUCGAUUCCUCGGAAAAUAAUGCCACUUCCUCUUCUAUAUUUCUUCAAUCUGAUCUCAGGACUCGGAGGAACUCAAAUGAUAAACUUACCAAUGUUCACAGUACUUCGUCGUUUCUCUAUUCUGAUGACAAUGAUUUUAGAAUAUUAUAUUUUGGAUGUGAAAGCAUCGAAAGCCGUCAAAAUUUCAGUCGGAUUGAUGAUUGGAGGAAGUUUCAUCGCAGCAAUUUAUGAUCUCUCAUUUGAUGCUGUCGGAUAUACAAUGAUCCUAAUUAACAAUAUAUGCACAGCAGCAUUGGGAGUGUAUACAAAGCAGAAACUCGAAGCAAAAGAUCUUGGCAAGUAUGGUCUCAUGUUCUACAACUGUCUCUUCAUGCUCCUCCCAGCUCUUUGUGUCGUCCAAUACACUGGUGAUCUGGACCGUGCGUACGCCUUCAUGCUCUCCGACUCGAUGACGUCAUCUGUCUGGGCCUGUUUCAUUCUUUCCUGCAUCUGUGGAUUCGUUCUCAACUACUCACUCGUUCUGUGCACUCAUCACAAUUCAGCGUUGACAACAACUUGUGUCGGUCCUAUUAAGAAUCUCUUUGUCACGUAUGUAGGAAUGUUCUCAAGUGGAGAUUACGUUUUCCAAUGGGCAAACUUCACUGGUAUUAACGUCAGUGUGUUCGGAAGUAUUCUCUACACCUACGUGACAUUCCGCUCAAAGUCCACUACAAUUUCUUACAAACCACUUCCAAUGACAAUGCCAUCAGAUGUUCAUAAACCACGGAAAUAA
Molecule: messenger RNA, 990 nt
Organism: Caenorhabditis remanei
Lineage: Eukaryota; Metazoa; Nematoda; Chromadorea; Rhabditida; Rhabditidae
Exons: 6
Coding region: 1-990 (329 amino acids)
Cellular component (GO): Golgi apparatus
Molecular function (GO): antiporter activity; GDP-fucose transmembrane transporter activity
Source: RefSeq, a predicted model, not a curated record